Messenger RNA from Orbicella faveolata, 3044 nucleotides. RefSeq lists its product as uncharacterized. The record is from RefSeq and is a predicted model, not a curated record. Gene Ontology annotation, molecular function: phosphatidylcholine lysophospholipase A1 activity. NCBI's taxonomy places the organism in Eukaryota, Metazoa, Cnidaria, Anthozoa, Scleractinia, Merulinidae.
AUGGCCCACGACGUCUGGUUGCUAAGGAGUACUCUUAUGACUUGCCUGUUGCUGAGUGCUUUGGCAGGAAUUGCAUUGGCAACAAAUGGCAAUCUUUCAACGGACCAGACUGUUGCAUCUGAUUCCAGAGAUCGUAGAUUUACUUCAGGGACACAAAACAUCUUGAUAAGAGACAAUUCAUUUGAAGAUGAAUACCGAGCGAAACAAAGAAUCCAUUUUGUACACAAUGGAUCAGCGCAGGUGCGAUCCGCGAACGUGAGAUUAAAAGAUUCGACCGGGAGAAUUGAAACUAAGAAGAAUGUAAAGGAAGGGAUCAAAGAGACUGGUGCCAGGAAAACUCGGAUGCACAUCCUUGAUAAGUAUUUUGUUCAUCCUGAAAUAAUGAAGGACAAACCUGGUGACAGAAACGGUUCAAACAAGAACGAAGAAGCAUCGUUACCAGCACUUGUACUAGAAGGACCGAAACCCGGUACGGAAGGUAGGGGUUUUGGAAAUCGCGAAUUUGGAAACGAGACCUCAAAUAUGGACAAAUACGGUGCAGCUUCAGUGGAGGGAACAAAGAUUGUGAAUGCUGCAUCGCUUCUCGAGAACUCCUCGAGGUCCCAUGACUCGAGAUUAACCGAACUACUGAAAUACCCGGAUCGAAGUGUCGGAGAUACACAGAGAACCUUGCGUUAUUAUCUUCCAACUCAAGGAGAACAUGAACUCCAAAGGGCAAAGCUUAAACUUCGUUCUCGCUACAGAUUCCUGAAUUCGCUCAUACGACCACAGUUGGUGGGAAUAUCGGACGAUAUAAAUGAUUUAGAUGCCCUCCGAAAUCAAGCUAAAUCGAUAAGCCUGAAAACAUUGAAGAAUAGUUUAAAAUCUGAGUCUGGUGGUCAGCACAGCGAGGGAAGCGCGUCGAUUGGAGAAUACCCUCUGAAAGAUGUAAAACAAGAAGCUUCCAUUGUUAAGGAAAGAAAUGAAGGAAUUGGAUACAAUACCAAGAUGGAAAACGAACCGCGAUUUAACGCUAAUGACAUGUUUCUGCUAGGAGCCCCAGAUAAAUCGAGCUAUUUUGAAAAUGCUUUCUUGGCCAAUCCAGAACUUAUACACAGUAAACCUGGAUUAGCUGUAAGGCCAACUCCACGCUGGAAGAAGUAUGGGGCAACAACCGCCUUAAAAGAAGGGGAAAUUUAUAAUACAGUGUCGGAGAAAUUUGGAGGUAGUAGCGACACCACUAACUCAGGCCUGGAAGGUUUCGUGCAUCCAGAGGAUGAAUCUGAUUCUAACGAGAGUGGACUUGGUUCUGAUGCAAAAUUUAACGCAGCUCUAAAACUCGCCAUCCAAUCUGAUAUGAGAUUAAACAAAGCUACUUCUGGAGUCUCGCUUUUAUCGUUUAAGGACAAAGCCAUGUCCCACAUUGAAGAAGAAAGUCAUGACAUAUACAACGAACAAAAAUUCAAAGAAGACUAUGGUGCGGGUUACUAUAAUGGUAAUGCCAGUCUUGAAUCUCAAAGGGUAAGUCCUUCGCCGUAUUUCAGUCCAACAAAAAUGCGAGAUUUUCGAAAGGUAACUACGUUAAGUAGCUACAAAAGAACGACUAUUCCUCAUUGGAAAUUCCGUUCUCAGGACGUGUACCAGUCAUCGUCUUCAGGUAGUGGGGAAGGGUCUGGAAGUGGAGAUAAUUAUCUGCCUUUACACGAAAGCCAUGGUAAACAGAAACAUGCUAAGAAGAUACACAAGGUUUCCCCAUCAACAAAGAACAAGACCCAUGCAGGUAUCUUUGGUGCUCAAGACAAAGAGACAGUAAAGAAAUGCGAGAGAAUGGGAAAAGCAGACUACAGGGACAAAUGUCCUUCUGGAUGGUUGCCAUUCGAGGAAUUUUGUUAUUUAUUUGUACCCAAAUCAAACGGAAAAUGGGAGGAAUUUCCCCUAAAGUGUAACGAUGAAAACGGUCUGCUAGCAAUGCCUAAAACAGAUAAAGAGUUAAGAUUUCUACAACGCAAGAUUUCGUCGUCGAAACGAAGAAAAAAGUAUUUUUAUAUCGGCCUGAAGAAGAAGAGCGACAACUGGACAUGGAUCGAUGACGUGCCUUACACACGUGACGUCCACGUGAAAGAUGAGCUAGGUGACAAAAACUGCGGAGCUCUUUCCAAAGAUGGCGUUCACAUGGUAACAUGCAGUGAGCCCAAGGCUGGGUAUAUUUGUGAAAUUAGAACAGGUAAUGUUUUCGAUUAUGAUUUCUUUAGUUUAUCGUUCAUGAUGAAAAUUCACGCAGUGCUAACCGGAGUGCAGACUCUCACUACGAUUAGCCUGAAUAAUCCGGUUUACGGAGUGGAGGUAUUCCGCAUUCUCGCCUUCGGUGAUAGCCUCACAAACGGUUUCCAUGGUGAUGACAAGAGCCACACCCCUUACGCCCAGACACUGGAGUAUCUGUUAAACAAGGACAUUCACAGGUGUUAUACCUUGACAACAAUAGCGAAAGAUGGCACUGAAGCAGCCGAAAUGUCCACCAGGCUUCAAAAUCAUCUGCGAGAUGCAAAAUUUAAAUACUCCUGGGUUAUUAUCCUGGCCGGUACAAACGACAUCGCUCAUAACAGCAAAACUCGUUACAGAAAGGACUGGGACACAGCGGUCGAGCGCAUCAUCAACCUCCACAUAACUUCACAUCGUCAUGGCGCGAAAACAGUAGCAGUCACCAUUCCUGAAAUGGACUGCGAAGAAUCUAAAAGACCAGCUUGUCUUCACUCGCAUUUGGAAAGAAAAUACAUCAAUGAAAAGUUAAGAUAUUAUGCCAGAUCGAAUGAGUUUACUAUCCUUUGCGACCUGGCGGUGAAAUUUCCGAGGUAUUCUUUGAGUAUUGACGAGCGAAAAAUGAUGUGGGAAGUGGGACUGCACAUGAAACCGGCAGGAUAUGAGCGUAUGGCGGAGAUCAUUUACAAGGACCUGUUGGCUAAUGUUUGAUAACAGCAAGGAAAUGAAUUGUUGAACAUUUAUAAACCAAUGAACCAGAAGAACUUAAACUUGAAACUUGACUGCUGUUUUUGUGACCAUGGUUUACA